Molecule: messenger RNA, 782 nt
Organism: Daucus carota subsp. sativus
Lineage: Eukaryota; Viridiplantae; Streptophyta; Magnoliopsida; Apiales; Apiaceae
Product: protein SPIRAL1-like 1
Exons: 3
Coding region: 189-539 (116 amino acids)
Biological process (GO): cortical microtubule organization
Cellular component (GO): cortical microtubule, transverse to long axis
Source: RefSeq, a predicted model, not a curated record
UAAGGAAAAGAAAUUAGUAUUAUUAUUAUAUUUAAAUUUCAAUAAAUAAACUGUAUAUGCAAGUACCUUCUGUCUCCCCCAUUGAGCUCAACAGCAACACUCUUGCACAGAGCUAAAGCAGAUCUAUCUGACUGAAGCUAAAGCUAAUUUUAAGGGCAGACUUCCUUUUAAAUACGAAGUUAGGAAAUAUGAAUCGUGGUGGUAGCUGCGGUGGGGGUCAGAGUUCAUUGGGAUACUUGUUUGGAAGUGAAGAGGCUCCAAAGCCCUCUGGAAACAAAACACUGGCAACUCCAGACGAGGUGCAAACUGUAGUUCAAUCCCCAAAACCUAAUUCCCCUCCAGAACCGGUUGAUAUUACCAAGCAGAUUCCUGCCGGAAUAAAUAGCACUGCUUUAAACAGUACUGCUGCAAACAACUACUUCAGAGCAGAUGGUCAGAAUACUGGUAACUUCCUCACGGAAAGGCCCUCAACCAAGGUGCACGCAGCCCCUGGCGGUGGAUCAUCUCUGGAUUACCUCUUUGGCGGAGAUUCCAAAUAGUUUUCUCUAUUCUAGUCACCUGUGUAGCAAAUUUUCAGCAGGCCAAAGAUUUUUAUCUGCCAAGUCUGUGGAUUGCCUAUAAUGGAAUGCAUUGUUAAAUUCGAAACCUUAUUAUCCGAUUGUCUAUUGUAUACCUAAGGCCUAAGGGUCUAUCACAGAGUUGUGAUGUUUCUUAGGGCUUGUGGUUUGAUUUUAUUCGAUAAUUAACUUCUCCAUAAUUAUACUCAAAAUUUUGAUGUUGCA